Molecule: messenger RNA, 782 nt
Organism: Lacerta agilis (Sand lizard)
Lineage: Eukaryota; Metazoa; Chordata; Lepidosauria; Squamata; Lacertidae
Gene: NDUFAF3
Product: NADH:ubiquinone oxidoreductase complex assembly factor 3
Exons: 5
Coding region: 67-594 (175 amino acids)
Biological process (GO): mitochondrial respiratory chain complex I assembly
Cellular component (GO): mitochondrial inner membrane
Source: RefSeq, a predicted model, not a curated record
GGCGCGCGUUUUCUUGCUUUGCAAAGGGCGCCGCGUUUUGCGCCGCCUCUUCCUCCUCCUCCACGGAUGGCUCCGCUCAGGCUGCUCGGGCCAGCCCUGGGCUGGAGGCUCGCUGCUGCGGCAAGGCCCGUUUAUCUCAGCAGGCCACCCCAGCGAGGCCACCGCCUGACACCUUCAGAUGACGAGCUCUACCAGAAGACCACGAUCCAGCGCUUGGAGAAGGAAUCCCAAGACACCAUGUUCAUAGAAGGCUACAAUGAACGAGGCUUCACCAUCAGCGGGAACAAAGUGGUGGGGCCUUGCGCAGUCUUGCCACGAGCCACCCUACAGUGGAACGUUGGCACACAUAAGGACAUCACUGCCGACAGCCUCGUCCUGUUCCGUCUGCUGGAGCCUCGAAUAGAAAUCCUAGUCUUGGGGACAGGAAGCAAGGUGGAGCGGCUGGAUCCUGCUGUCCUGAAGUUAAUGCGUCAGUGUGGGAUUGCUGUAGAGGUACAAGAUACGCCCAAUGCCUGUGCAACAUUCAACUUCUUGACAAGUGAGCGGCGUAUGGCUGCUGCCGGCCUUAUCCCACCUCCUGGUGUACGUGGCUGAAUCUCUGAGGGCAAGACCCAGGGGAAGGAAGCGUCUUUGGCAAGGCGAAGAAAGGGAUGCUGUUGUAAUGCCUGUCAUGUUCUUUGUUGCUGCGUUUCGAGGGAUACUCCUGUUUGAAAACAACACAAGCCUUUAUGCCCCAAGGCGUAUCUGUCAACGUGUAUGAAUGAGUGACAAGUCUUUUUUUU